UGCUUCUGCUCUCCUGUAACGGUACAAACGGCAAGGCUAUGGAAGACGACGACUGGUCCGAUGCCGACUCCAUUUGAAUUCCUGGAAAGCCCCUUCUCGUUAUCGAAAACCAAGGCGAAGGAAGAAUGGGAGUGGGAGGGCACUUCUGGGAUUUGCUCAAGCCCUACAGCCGAUCGGAGGGCUUCGAUUUCCUGCGCAACAAACGCGUGGCCGUGGAUCUCUCGAUCUGGAUCGUCCAGCACGAGACCGCCAUCAGAGCCUACGCCCGAAACCCUAAUCUCAGGCUCACAUUUUUCCGCACCGUCAAUCUCUUCUCCAAGUUCGGUGCAUUCCCUGUAUUUGUGGUUGAUGGAAUGGCAUCACCUUUGAAGUCUCAGGCAAGGAUUGCACGGUUCUUUCAGUUAUCAGGAAUUGAUUUGUCCAGUUCAUCAGUGGCAGAGGAGGGUGUUUCAGUUGAAAGGAAUUGGAAAUUUCAAAAAAGUAUUCAAGAGUGUGUGGAGCUGCUUGAACUUCUUGGGAUGCCCAUUCUUAAAGCAAAAGGGGAGGCUGAAGCACUUUGUGGCAAGCUAAACAGUGAAGGCCAUGUAGAUGCUUGCAUUACCGCAGACAGUGAUGCGUUCCUCUUUGGUGCUCAUUGUGUAGUAAAACUCAUUCGCCCCAACUCCAAAGAACCAUUUGAAUGCUACAAUAUGUCAGAUAUUGAAGCUGGUCUUGGGUUGAAGAGAAAGCACUUGAUAGCCAUCGCCCUUUUGGUUGGAAAUGACCAUGAUUUAAAUGGCGUCCAAGGAAUUGGGCUUGAUACAGCCCUCCGUUUUGUGAAAUCCUUCAGGGAAGAUGAGGUUUUGAUUAGGUUAAGUGAAAUUGGCAGAGGAGACAGAUUGCAGUUCCAGGGUGGCAUUAGAUCUGUCAGUGAUUCUUUGUGCAGUUCAGAUGAUAGCUCGCCAAAACCAAAGUCUCGUCAUUGUUCCUUGUGUGGGCAUCCAGGCAGCAAGAAAGCUCAUCUCGAGCUGGCUUGUGAAUAUUGUCAUCCCCUUACGAAUGAGGGUUGUAUGCCAAAACCUGUGGGGUUCAAAUGUGAUUGCACCUCAUGUUAUUUGGAUAGAAGGGACAAGGAACUGAAGAAGAUCAAGAAUUGGCAGUUUAAAGUUUGCCAAAAGAUUGCUAUGGAAGAGAAUUUCCCAAAUGUCGAGAUUGUUGAAUUGUAUUUGAACAACCAACACGACUUCAGUGCUGACGAUGCGGGCCAUUUAGCCUGGGAAAGCCCAGAAACCGAAAUGCUGGUCGAUUACUUAGCUUUCCAUCAGCACUGGGAGCCCUCUUACAUACGGCAAAAAUUGCUUCCAAUGCUGUCCACCAUUUUCCUCAGAGAAAUGGCCUCAAACCCGAAUGGCGACUUGUUGUACGGCCAGUAUGAGUUUCACUCUAUCCAGCGGCUGAAGAUCAGAUAUGGACAUCAAUCUUUCCUAGUUAAGUGGAAGAAAGCUUCACCUGCAGCCAACAAUACGGUUCCAACUGCAAAGUCAGAUGAAGUACAAUCCGAUUCCAGCAAGCUUGAUGAAUCCACCGAUUCAUUAGAUGAAGCCGAUGAACCCCAGAUAUUUCUCGAAAAUGACUCAUGGUUUUUGCUAACUGAUGAAAACAUGGAGCUCGUCGAGGCUGCUUUCCCUGAAACAGUGGAUGCAUUUUUGAAAGAGAAGGAGCUGAAGGAAAUGAAAUCACGAACAAAGAAGUCUGGAGAAACUCCUUCCGAGUUGGCAACCCCGAAAGGCGUGCAGCGCAGUCUUACUGACUUUUAUCGAUCAUCGAAAGCAUUGUGUCAGGUGAAGAUCCCAGAUGGUUUAGCCAAAAACCGGCAUCGGGGUACUACUGAUUCUCCUGAUGGAAAAAGAAAAGGUUCGAGUCCUAAACUUUCCAAAUCUGUGAGGCGUCGUCUUCUCUUUGAGUAAUGCAUUUAUUUAGCAGAGUCUGUCUAGUUUUGAAAAGGGGGAAUUGCAGUUCUUAUAUGUAAAUAUCAGUAUGACCUGACCUGUUAAGAGUAUGUAUUGUUACAGGUUUUGAAACAGAUCUCAUGUAGUUUUUGUUUAGGGUUUUGAAAGUUACCCUAAAAAAUUUUUAGGGUUUUGCA
Molecule: messenger RNA, 2125 nt
Organism: Diospyros lotus (date-plum)
Lineage: Eukaryota; Viridiplantae; Streptophyta; Magnoliopsida; Ericales; Ebenaceae
Product: flap endonuclease GEN-like 1
Exons: 8
Coding region: 126-1946 (606 amino acids)
Biological process (GO): pollen development
Molecular function (GO): 5'-flap endonuclease activity
Source: RefSeq, a predicted model, not a curated record